UGAGCAAAGCAGCACAAGAUGACUUACAAAUCCCUAUUCUUUUCAUGGGAGCCUGCCUGGGUUGACCUCUGUGAUACCUUUUUUCAGUCACUUUUGAAUGGAGAUGGAGUGGAGUGGAACUGCACAUAUUAUUGAAGAUGCAAGCUGCCACGGUUGUAUAUUGUAGCAGUGCCUGCAGAAUGCUGCAGCUACUUUCACUCUUCAGCGUUCCUGGCUUGUGGAGUCAAAAGCCUCUGUGGAACUUGAGAUGGAAAUACUGACGUGAGUUUAGGAGCUUUGAUGCUUUCAGACACUGAAUUUUGAUUUGGCAAAUGACCGCAAAUAAGGUACUGCCUGAACAAGCUGAAAUGACUUGAAGACCUUUGAUUCUGCAUUCAUUCCUUCUGAAGCAAUGGUUUUCUCAGCAAUGUUGACACUGGCCCAUUCUGGGACCUCAAAUGCUACUUUUAUUGUUUAUGAAAAUGCCUAUAUGAAUUUUACCACUCCCCAGUUUUUGCUUCGUAGUGGCACAACACAGCCAUUGAAAUAUAGUUCAGGUACUGUGCUCACCACUGAGAGAAGUACUUUUCUGGUAAACACUACAGCUAUCCUGCCAUCGCAAGACGUUUUCAGGAGCUUGAGUUUGCCGCUCCAGAUCAUUCUUUCUGCUGCUAUGAUAUUUAUCCUAUUGGUUUCUUUCCUUGGAAACUUUGUUGUCUGCCUCAUGGUCUACCAGAAGGCUGCUAUGCGAUCUGCAAUUAACAUUCUCUUAGCAAGCCUGGCUUUUGCAGACAUGCUGCUGGCAGUGCUGAACAUGCCUUUUGCUCUGAUAACAAUCAUUACCACUCAGUGGGUUUUCGGGGAUACAUUCUGCAGAGUUUCUGCCAUGUUUUUCUGGCUUUUUGUCAUGGAAGGGGUAGCAAUUCUUCUUAUUAUUAGCAUUGACCGAUUUCUUAUCAUAGUUCAGAGGCAAGAUAAACUGAACCCUUACCGUGCAAAAUUUCUUAUUGUGAUUUCCUGGGCAGCGUCCUUUGUUGUUGCUUUUCCGCUAUCAGUAGGGAAUCCUAAUCUGCAGAUACCCUCAAGAGCACCUCAGUGUGUAUUUGGCUACUCUACAAGCCCAGGCUACCGGGCCUAUGUGAUACUUAUCUUGUUAAUUUCUUUUUUUAUUCCAUUCCUGGUAAUGCUGUAUUCUUUCAUGGGCAUACUCAACACCGUCCGCCACAAUGCAGUUCGUAUCCAUAGUCACCCUGACAGCAUAUGCCUCAGCCAGGCCAGCAAACUUGGUCUUAUGAGCUUACAGAGACCUUUUCAGAUGAAUAUUGAUAUGAGCUUUAAAACUCGUGCCUUCACAACCAUCUUGAUUUUGUUCCUUGUCUUCAUAGUCUGCUGGGCACCCUUCACCACUUACAGCCUUAUUGCCACAUUCAACAGCCACUUCUACUACAAGCACAACUUUUUUGAGAUAAGCACUUGGCUCCUUUGGCUCUGCUACCUCAAGUCUGCACUGAACCCACUGAUCUACUACUGGAGGAUUAAGAAGUUUCAUGAUGCAUGCUUAGACUUAAUGCCCAAAUAUUUCAAGUUUUUGCCACAGCUACCUGGCCAUACAAGGCGACGCAUUCGACCCAGUGCCAUCUACGUGUGUGGGGAGCAUCGGUCGGUAGUGUGAAGCUGCAGUUGUUUGACAUGAUGAUUAUUUUCUAGGAUUAUUUGUUUUUAAGAUUUGGUUGAUUUUUGUUUUCUUUAAUAUGGCUUCUUGAGUGUGGCCAUACAACUUGAUUAAAUUUUCCAAUACUCUGUGCAAUUUUGGGAGGAGAGAGAAACAGAGGGGAAGUGAUUGAUUAUAGUUGGUUUUACUACCAGAAUACAAUGUAAACAAAAUAACAAAUGUUACCUCUAGGAUUCCAUGGAAAUCCAUUCUUUUAAACAAAAAUUACAUUUGUAACACUUUGUCAGGUUUAUGCUUACUAGGCCUGCAAUUGCAUCUAAUUGUAGGGUUUUUAUGCUGCUAAGAUACAGUAUAUUCAGUUGGUGUAAUUUUUCCGAAAAAUGUUGCUGCUGCUUGCCAACAUAUUAGAGCCAAAAAGUCUCAUUAGAUAACUUCUAUUUAAUUUUAACAAUAUUUCCGAAGUUUUGAUGGUGACACUAGAAAAUUUUUCUUUUUUAAUAUUUCCAUUAAUAUUUUUGUGCACUUUACAAAACUUGCUACAGAACUUGUUGAUUGGAAUAUUUUGUUCUCUGUUGAAGGGGUAUUAUGAUUAUUAUUCAUUAUAUUGGUGAGUUUUAAUGAAAAACCCAUUUAAGCUCUAGGAGGGCAAUUUAUGCUGUUAUAUUUACACUCACAGUCACAGACUUGCUGUUCUUCUGACAGUCGAUCAACAGUAACAUUAACUGCUCAGUUAUUAGGGGAGUUGAAAGGAGAGAACAGAGAAGUGAAAGGGAAUGAAAAUGCCAUGUCCUGAGGUUUAGGCUAACACAAACUCUAGUGAAAGAGAGUUCACAUAAAAAUUGGCAUGGGGGAAAGGGUGGAUGUAGAUGUUAUUUUUGAUGAUAACAAACUAUCCAAAUCUAGUGAUGUACCUGAAAGUGUGGAAGUUGUGACUUUGGACCUACAAUUUACAUUGUGUUGGUAUAAUGAUAUUUCUGUUUGGAGCUCUCAUUAGGCAAGCUAUGCUCUAUGUUGCUGAAAUUGUGCUAUCAGAUAUUUGUUAGAAAAGAAUUAGGGAUAGUAGGGCAAACCAGCGAACAAACAGAACACGAACCAUAGUUGAGGCUUAAGAUUUAGUCUGCAUGCAAUGACUGGAGAAAAAACAAACAAACAAACAAGACUGACUUGUUUUGCAAUUUAAGUAUCAAACUGAAACCAUAAACUGGCAAUAAUGAAUAACGGCUAGCCAGCAGUUUGCUAUGGAUGGAGUUUAGUUGAACUCCCUCUUUCUCUCUGAUAUUACGUUACACUGAUUUUUUUUUCAUGACCCCUUUCCCCUUGUAGUGCCUGCUGCCUCAGGGGUUUGCUCUACUGUUGUCAUGUGUUAAAGAUCAGAUUCUCUACCUGAACCAUCUCUGAUGUCAGGCUGUCUUGGUACCUACCCUGAAAGUAGAAAGUCAAAGGUUUCCCUUGAUGAUAGCAAUCCAGAUUCCUGAACAAGGAAAUGAUGAAAGGUGAGUAAAAUGAAGGCUUUGAAGAGAGAUCCUUAGUUGCGCUGGGGCUAGGGAAGGAUGCCUGCAGAACUUGUGCAUCCUUGCAGGGAGUUGUUCAGGGCGGUCUGUGAUUGCAAAGAAGAGGAGUAAUGUACAUCCGAUUUAUCCAGGGCUGGGGUUCAGGGUUCUCUUGGCUGCAGCUCUUUUCAGCACUGCGAAGCACAGGGUCCUCUUCUUUGUUCUUGUCCCUGAGGAGCAAAUGUCUACGACAAGCUGCAUAAGGAUUCAACUGAAUGUGUGCAGGAAACAUUCUGCACUGCAUGGGUGUUGAGGGACUGCUUGCUUUCUGGGGCUAGUUAAGCAUUUACAGCACAAAAGUAAAUGUCUUCAGUGAAGAACUAAUUUAACUGUAAUCUCUGUUCCUCUCAUUGACAGCUAUUGGUAUAAAUGUUGAUUAUAUUCAAAUUCCAGGAAUGUAAAAGGAACAAUUUUUAAUUUACUCAUUUCAUUAAAAAAAAUUUUAAAAGCCUGUUAAUACACUGCUAGUCCAGGUUGUGGAUUCGCUGUAAAGGUACCCAGGAGGCCACUAUGUUGUUAAUGUCUGCUUUCCAUUCCUUGUCAAUUCCACUGGCGACGAUAUGGGUUUUGUGGUCAGAAUGAAAGGCAGUAAAGGAGUUCUGCUGUAAAACAAGAGUAUUUUAGUGUGUCUUUGCAAUAGAGCUUUUGUUUUUUCAAUUAUAUUUACGUGAAUAGCAGAAGUUUAUGACCUGGGUAAUAUGGAUUUUCUGUUUCAGAGCUGUCAUUCCCUUUUAUCUCUGAAAGCAGCAAAACUAUGCUUUAAAUUAACGUAAUUCAAUGGGAAUAUACACUGUCUGUGCUGGCAGGAGCAGGUAUUCUUGCUGUCUUCCAGAGCUACGGUAUUAGGGGUUUGAAUCAAUGGCAUAAAAUGUAGUGACUCAAGAAGGAAAGAUGAUGAGUAAUGCAGUAAAGCUAGUGAAAUGACUUUCUUGAAGAGGAAGGGGAAACAUUUUGGGGGGGGGUUUCAUAAUCUCUGAUUUGUACUUGCUGUGAAAUAGAAAUUGCAAGUGUCAAAGCUGAUUUUUCUGGAUAACUUGGUGUUUACCCCUACUCUAGCAGGGUUUCUGCUCAGAGCUGGAUCAGUUGAGGCUCAGAGAAAAAAAACCCUGGAUGGCCCAAAUCCAAAAGCAACUUAAAUGAUGCUACAGUAUUCACACUUAAGUUUUACAGAUGAUCACAGCAUACAGUGAAUAGAAGAGUGUUCAGAAAAGGAAAAAAGGUGGCAUAGAAGUAACCCAGGUUAGUUACGUGUUUACAGAACUAUUUGGCCUAUCGUGUCUAAUAUACUGUCUUUAGAGCAGUGCCUUGAUAAUUACAGCUGAAGUUCUAGGAUCAAGUUACAGACCAUUAAACUGCUUAGUCUUGCUCUCUGUGAUCCUGUCAAGAUGAGCAUAACAUUGUCUAUAUCUGUAAUGUUACAAGACAUACAUGUUGCCAGGAUUAGGGCUAUAAGGGCAUUUUAAUGGGUUUGACAAGUCAGCAUUUUAAAAAUUGAGAUUAGCUUGAUUCUUUCUGAUUCUACUGGGGAAUUAUAAACUUCUUCCUCUCCAGAAACGAUGUACGUUACUAAACUGUAUUCCCUUGCAUUAGAUUUUUCAGAAGUCUUUGGUAUGGAGUAUUGAAAUGAAUGUAUUUUUCAAUUAUGUUGUGGUUUAGCUCGUUCUGUCAAAGCAUGCUGCUUUCACAACUUUCAUUUGUACAAACCUAUUGCUAAAAUAGUUCUUUUGUACUCAAGGUUGUGUAUUUUUGACGUUUCUUGUUACUCCUAUAAAAAUAUGUAUAUAGAGAAGAAAAUUGUUUGGCCUCUUACUGCUUUCUGUUGAUUAUUUUUUCACUUGUAUGCUGGAUGCUUUUAUAUUUUCUCUUAUUUGGGCAUAUGCAUAAAUGACUGCCAGAUUUCAGUGGUCUUUCUGCAAUCGUUUGAGGUUUUUAAUUCUCAAGACAUUCAACAUUGCCCUCCUUGAAAGAUAUUCUGAUUUAUUUUUAUGUGAAAAAUAAAAAUUCAGAGCACAAGUUUGUUGUCAUUGGAA
Struthio camelus australis is the source of this 5231-nucleotide messenger RNA. The record is from RefSeq and is a predicted model, not a curated record. NCBI's taxonomy places the organism in Eukaryota, Metazoa, Chordata, Aves, Struthioniformes, Struthionidae.